Molecule: messenger RNA, 249 nt
Organism: Guyanagaster necrorhizus
Lineage: Eukaryota; Fungi; Basidiomycota; Agaricomycetes; Agaricales; Physalacriaceae
Exons: 4
Coding region: 1-249 (82 amino acids)
Source: RefSeq, a predicted model, not a curated record
AUGUCGUCUGAUGAAAUUAUUCCAGGAGACAUCGUCGCUGUACAGCACGCUUUUUCGGGCCGCCGUGAGGGCCUAGUCAUCGGCUCCCAUUUUGAUUACGCAGGCCGUCAAAUAGUCGAAGUCCAGCUUGACGGCGGUGAGGUGUACCAGGCCUGGUACCCGACCGUCACCCGCGUUAAGCGCACAAUUUCCUACUCCCGUCCUUCAUAUGUCAAGCCCAGGACCAUCGAACGUCGGGUUUACUGGUGA